AUGGCAUGCUCGGUUUCAGCACAAACGUUUGUGGCCAUUUCAGAUGUGCACCCAAAUCUUGCUCAUCCUAGUAUAAUUGGUGUGGUGAUUGGGAAAACAGAUGCCAAAGGCUUUCCAGACAGAAAAAACAUUGGAUCAGAAAGGUACACUUUUGGUUUCACCAUUCGUGAUUCGCCAUCUUACUUCAUAAAUGUACAUUCUUGGGGAAGAGAAGACUAUAUUAAAUCACUUUCAGAAAGCUUUAGAGUCGGUGACUGUGUCAUAAUUGAAAAUCCCUUAGUACAGACAAAGGAGGCUGAAAAGGAAGAAAAAUUCAACCCUACCACUCCUAGCUGCUACAAACUACUGCUCAGCGAGAAUCAUUCCGUGGUCAAAAUCUGUUCCCGCUAUGAAGUUGACACCAAACUGCUGUCCCUCUUGAAUCUACCUGUGAAGGACCCUCAAGACUUUUACUCACUGGGGGACAUUGUGGCCAAUGGACAGAGCCUGGAGGGAAGAAUCAUUAAUGUUCUUGCAGCUGUCAAGUCAGUCAGUGAACCAAAAUACUUCACCACUUCGGACAGACGGAAGGGUCACAGAUGUGAAGUAAGGCUGUAUGAUGAAACCGAGUCUUCCUUUGCAAUGACAUGCUGGGACAAUGAAUCUAUCCAGCUUGUACAGAGCUGGAUCCCUCGAGAAACAGUAAUAUUUGCAUCAGAUAUAAGAAUAAACUUUGACAAAUUUAGAAACUGCAUGGUUGCAACUGUAAUCUCAAAAUCCAUCAUCACUACUAAUCCUGAUACACCAGAAGCAAAUACUCUGCUCAGCUUUAUAAGAGAAAGUGCAGAAAUGUUAGAUUUGGAUGAUGAAAUGGGAGAUCAAUUCAGAGAUUCUGUAAAUGUACAGACAAUUGUUGAUGUUUAUACAGUGGAGCAAUUGAAGAUAAAAGCUUUGCAGAAUGAAGGAAAAUCAGAACCUUUCUAUGGCGUUAUUUUUGCCUUCAUUUCUACAUUGAAUAUUGAUAAUGAAACAUCUAAAAUAAUACGAAACAGGUGUAGCAAGUGCCACUAUGUGGUCAAUGAAAGAACAAACACAUGCUCUUUCUGCAGCAGCAUGCUUCCCUCCUCAGAUGCCAUACCAGUCUUUGCCAGCUUUGAUUUACUAGUUGAUCUGACAGACCACACAGGCACUCUUCAAUCUUGCUUCCUCUCAGACACAGUGGCUGAAGAAGCUUUAGGUUACACGGUCCAGGAGUUUCAGGCUCUGACAGAGGCUCAAAAAACAGCCCUAAAAUGGCACCUUCUUCUAGAACGAAGCAAAAUUUAUUUUAAAGUUAUUAUUUCAACCAGUUCACGAACCGGACUGAGAGUGAGUCUGCUUUCUUGCAAACUAGCAGAUCCUGUGGAGGCCACUCAGAACCUGCCUGGAAAGGGAGAAGAGCUACCUUGCCUAGCUUCAAAACAGCUGGAAGGAGUCUAAGUUGUUGUAAUAUGGGGAAGUAACAUCUUCAAGGGGGGGAAAUUGUAUCAUUAUUGCAAAGAUGCUAAAAAGUGUGCUUUAGCACUCAAUGUUUUGGAAGUGUGUUAUUGUUUAAGGAAGAAUUUACAUUCAUCCAGCCUUCGCCAACCUGGUGUCCUCUGGAGAGUACCAGGCUGGCACAGGCUGCCUUAGUCUAACUCAGAGAGCUAUUUAUACUUUCUACAUUCCCCCUAAAAUGGGGGAAGCAAAGUUUUGUUCCAUAUAUAAUACAUCUGAGAAAAAUAUACAUAUGUAGUUAUUUAAUUUUGUUCUGCAAAAAUAGUUCUUUUAAUUUCAAAUUAUCAUAAAAAAGCAGGAAUAUUAACGUUGAAUUCUGUAGUGACAGCUGGCAUAGUGUUAACAGCUCACAGCAUGAACUGCAAGAUGGGAAUCCCUGGUUUCAAAUGUCAGCUAAGCCAUGAAUUUGCUGGGUUGGCUGACAUAGGCCACUUUCUCUCUCUCAGACCUCCCCCACCCACCCCCAAAUCUGCAUUAAGGGGAUGAUGAUAAUAACAACCAAACUUACAGGUCUGUAGUGAGGAUUUCAAACAAUGUAGAUGAACUACUUUG
This is a messenger RNA of Rhineura floridana, 2067 nucleotides long. RefSeq names its product meiosis specific with OB-fold (gene MEIOB). Gene Ontology annotation, molecular function: single-stranded DNA binding; single-stranded DNA 3'-5' DNA exonuclease activity. NCBI's taxonomy places the organism in Eukaryota, Metazoa, Chordata, Lepidosauria, Squamata, Rhineuridae. Bases 1 to 1458 code for a protein of 485 amino acids. The record is from RefSeq and is a predicted model, not a curated record. The transcript is spliced from 13 exons. Gene Ontology annotation, biological process: resolution of meiotic recombination intermediates.